Molecule: messenger RNA, 1386 nt
Organism: Neoarius graeffei (lesser salmon catfish)
Lineage: Eukaryota; Metazoa; Chordata; Actinopteri; Siluriformes; Ariidae
Exons: 3
Coding region: 720-1256 (178 amino acids)
Source: RefSeq, a predicted model, not a curated record
AUUAAGUUCAAAUUACUUGCUUUACUCAACCAGGUAAGCGAGAUGUUAUUAAAAACUAUGUAUCUGCUAUUCAGAAAUGUAUGAAAUACAGUAAUUAUGAUAAACGGAAACGAUGCCCCCUGGGGGCCAUUUACCCCGCCAUUAAAGGUCCCAUGGCAUGAAAUUUUCACUUUCUGAGGUUUUUUAACGUUAAAAUGAGUUCCUCUGACCUUCUUACAUCACCCCAGUGGCUAGAAAUUUCAUAAUGUGUAAACCAAACUAUGCCCACCCUUUGUCAACAUUUGAGAAUGGCGCGUCAAAAUGGCGCGUUGAUAGGCUCUUCCCUUUACUACGUCAGCAAGUGAGAUGAUCCCCACGCCCCCCCCUCUGGAUUCCCACCCACUGUAUGGAUUGCCCCGCCCAGCUCAAAAGUUGCCACCAAACAUGGAAGUUGCGCUGUACAUGGAUGUGACAACACAGAAAGGAGUCUGUUUUUACUGCCGACGGGAGAGCCCCUGAAGACGCAGUGGCUUAAUUUUAUUUACUCCAAUAAUACGCCGUCGAGUCUACCUAAGACGGUGUGUGUUUGUCGGAAGCAUUUUCCUGAUGAAUGUUUCCACAACUUGGGACAGUACAGGGCAGGUUUUGCACAUCAACUGUCACUGAAGCCUGGGUCUGUACCAAGCAUCCCUGCCGCAUCAGCCACAAACACCGAACAAAAAAAUAGAAAUGUCAUCCUGAUGAGCAUGCUACACAAAGACGCCACUGUCAGCACCACAGAGGACAGGAAGCCCCUUAUGAUCCAGGACUACAACAGGAACAAAGGAGGCGUUGACUGCCUUGAUAAGCUUACUGGUACAUACACCUGCAAGCGAAUGACAGCCCGCUGGCCUGUGGCAGUGUUCCACAACAUCCUUGAUGUGUUUGCAUGCAAUGCAUAUGUGGUGUGGACAGCGAUCGACCCAACCUGGAAUCAGGGGAAGUGUUUCAAGAGGAGACUCUUCCUAGCAGAGCUGGGGAAAGCUUUGGUGACUCCUCUUAUUCAAUGGCGCCAGCACAUUCCCCGCACACCAGCCUCUGCCAGUCUGGCUAGGAGUGUGCAAGCCCCAGCCGCUGCCCUGGCCGCUCUCCCCCAAAAAGGACAGGGGCAGAAAAGGAGGCGCUGUGAGUUCUGUGCCCCUCGAGACAAUAAAACAAGCCUGAGAUGCUGCAAAUUUGAUCGCUACGUUUGCAAGGCCCACUCUGACCUGAGUGUCAAAUGCCACUCAUGUCCAUAAAUUCACACACACACACACACACACACACACACACACACACACACACACACACACACACUUCAUGUUGAGGAGUUUGGUCUCUGGUUUUCCCUUUCUUUUUUUACAUUACCUUCAUUUUGUUAUAAAUUUU